Messenger RNA from Trichoderma aggressivum f. europaeum, 1755 nucleotides. RefSeq lists its product as uncharacterized. The transcript is spliced from 6 exons. NCBI's taxonomy places the organism in Eukaryota, Fungi, Ascomycota, Sordariomycetes, Hypocreales, Hypocreaceae. The record is from RefSeq and is a predicted model, not a curated record. Bases 1 to 1755 code for a protein of 584 amino acids.
AUGUGUGUACAGCCGACAGCAGCUUCUCACGGAGGGGACGAAGCGAAGCAGAGCAGAGCAGAGCAGAGCAGAGCAGAGCAGAGCAGAGCAGAGCAGAGCAGAGCAGAGCAGAGCAGAGCAGACAAGUCAACAGUCAACAGUCAACGGCCAGAGCAUGGCAGAUCUCUACCACUGCCAGCAUCGCAUCGCAUCGCAUCGCAUCGCAUCACCAGUUCUCCCAGCGAUCCUCGGCGCAUCUCUACGGCACAGCACGCCCGCAGGCAAACACAAGGGAACAAGCAGCUCGAGAAAAAGGCCACCGGCACGGAGACGACGGGGCCGCUGCAGGCAGAGGAUAUCAGUGUCUCGCUAAGGCCAGACCCGAUUGGUGAGACGAAACCGCCGUCAAUCGGUUUGGCCCGCCCGCUGAGUUUUCGCUGCAUGAGACCAGCCCAUCUUCUCUCCUCACCACGGUCAACAAGUCAGCGGUCGGUCCACCAGCCUCCCUUCGGCUCCAUUGCUGCACGGACAGCGAGACGCCAGCGGCCACAUAUCCAGACUGCGAGAAUCGACCGCCACCUUUUAGAUUACAAGUACGAAGUGCUGCUGCGGGAAAGACGGACUGCGACUCUGCGUCUCGGCCACGGCAGAUACUGUACGAGUACGGCCUGGGGGAUACUACGAGCACACGCUCCUCGAUCCCGCAUUCGAGCCACGACAGCUGGUCACCCACCUGCCGCCUCCUCAUUCGACCCCGAGGACACGCUCGUCGUGCUGCAGCUGCCCUUUGGCCUUCCCCACGCUUCGGUCCCGGACCUUGAGAUCUUGUCCCUCCCAAAGGCCCUCUUUCUGGUCCCCUCCGGAAAGCUUCAUCCUGGGCCCGACGCCGCCAGAGCUGCUUCGUGCUUGUGCUUGCGCUGUGCUUGUGCUUGUGCUUGCAGGAUACAUCCCAACUCACCGGCGAGACACCGUCAGCCUUCUGAUCUAGCACAAGCCGCUGCUUCUGCUGGCAUUUCCUCUAUUCCCUUUACCGCUUGGCGUGAGCCCAUCGUUGCUUCUGCUUGUCUUAUCCUUUCCUCAGCCAGAGAUACCAAGGUGCGCAAGUCCUUCAUCAGGAUGGAUCCGGACUGCGCCAUAUGCCAUGCUCCGGCCUCGAUGGCCUGUGACUGCGAGGCGAAGGGCCUCGAAGUGGCCGUUAAGCAGGCCGAGGAGCGCAUGAUGCGAUCCAUCUAUAGUGACAUACGUUCGUGGGUAAGGGCCCAUGCUCAAGAUUAUAUUCUCGAGUAUUUCCGUCAACUUGCCGAGCGACGAAAGACGGCCCACUCGGCUCAUCUCGACCACAUCACUGCCCACGCAUUCUACCAUUACAACGCGCCGCCACAUCCAAACCAGAUCGCCGAAGCUCAGGCAACUCUGAAGCGAGGCAUCGAUGAGGAUUGGCAGGCCAGCGUGCAACGUUACCCCGAAGUCCUCGAAUACUUCUAUAGCCUCAUUGAGCUCACCCUUCCCGCCGAUGACGAGGCUGCUGUAAAGAACCCUCCCUUGACUGCUCCUCCUCCUCGAAAGCCGAGCCGUCGAGCUGGCUCAAUCAGUGCCAGCGCUGGUUCCGCUCCUCCUCCUGCUAUAGCCCCCCCGUCUUCCUUUCACGCAGAUCGCGAUGCCCUCAUGGAGCGUCGUACCCCAGCACCCGCCGCAACGCCGCGAGACCGAAGGACAUUCAGGCCGCCACCUCCCCAACAUCACCCAUCUUCAUCAUACUACGCACCAUUUGGAUAG